Messenger RNA from Syzygium oleosum, 799 nucleotides. Its product is annotated as polyubiquitin. Gene Ontology annotation, molecular function: protein binding. The transcript is spliced from 4 exons. The record is from RefSeq and is a predicted model, not a curated record. NCBI's taxonomy places the organism in Eukaryota, Viridiplantae, Streptophyta, Magnoliopsida, Myrtales, Myrtaceae. The coding region runs from base 259 to 582 and encodes 107 amino acids.
ACCCAUUUGCUAGAUCGCUUCGAGGGCUUCGAAUUUCGCUUCUUUUUCUGUUCUUCGGGAUCUUUCGUCGUUCUUGGUUUCUUUCGCCAGGAAGAGAAAAGAAAAAACGAGUGGAAUUCAAUACGGUGAAUUCGUUGAUGCAGAGAUGUUCGCUUUGGGCAUCUGGGUUCUCGUGUGAUUGUGCAGAAGUUCGGAGGCUAGAGUACGUUGCGUUCGUGGAAAGUGAUCGCCCGAUUGCUUUUGUGGGGCGGUGCAAAAAUGUCCAUCAUGCAGAGUAUGUACAUUCGUGUUAAGCGGAGUAAGACGACUUACUUUAUCCAGUGUGAACCAACUGAGACAAUCCUUAAUAUCAAGGAGAAACUGCAAAACCUCAUAGACCAACCUGCUAAUGAUCAAUGUCUGAUCUUGGUAGGGACUGGGGAAGUGCUGGAGGAUUCAAAGUCACUAGCAGAUCAAAAGGUUGAAAACGAUGCUGUGGUUGCACUGACCUUGAGGAAAGAUGACAAUGAGUUUGAGGAAGUGAACAUUGUUCAGCCGAAUGACUUUUGCCAAUCUCUCGACGGAGAUGGAAGCAAAUGGUGAAUGCAGUGGACACUCUCUUCUCUAAGUGCUGUAUCAAAGUUUCCUCACUCAUAUGAGGAAUUGUGAUAACUUAUUUUGAAAAGAGGAGCAUGCGCUUGAGAGACCGAGGGAUUCAUAAGACGGUGAAGAAUUGUUUGAAAGUUCGACAUUUAUUUGCUCAUCGGCAUGUCAGAUAAUCGCCGGUGGAUAAUCUUUAGUUCAUUGGAGUUUUUUAUUA